Plasmopara halstedii is the source of this 552-nucleotide messenger RNA. RefSeq names its product FOG: Transposon-encoded proteins with TYA, reverse transcriptase, integrase domains in various combinations. The transcript is spliced from 2 exons. Gene Ontology annotation, biological process: DNA integration. NCBI's taxonomy places the organism in Eukaryota, Oomycota, Peronosporomycetes, Peronosporales, Peronosporaceae. The coding region runs from base 1 to 552 and encodes 183 amino acids. The record is from RefSeq and is a predicted model, not a curated record. Gene Ontology annotation, molecular function: nucleic acid binding.
AUGGAUGGUGACGGUUUAGGUACUAAACGACAUUCUCGUACGCAGUCGCUAGAGGACGCCACGAAGACUCCCAAUGCGAAGCGUUUUGAUCAGCGCAGUGGUUUUAAAGGACUUGUUAGGUCUGGCAAUAAACGACAUCAACGAAAGCAUUCGCAGGAGGAGUCGGCGGAAAUUCAUAAUGUCAAGCGCUCGGCUCAAUAUAAAGAGCACCAAGGACUUGACGAAUUGUCAGAUUCGGCCGAAGACUUUGAAGCUGCGUACGUCGUGAAUUCAGUGGGAGAAAUGCCGACUAUGUAUAAGUCGGCGAUGGAAUCCAGCGACGCCGAAGACGAUGUAUGCGGUCCGAUGCAGACAGCUACCUUUGGUGGUAUGCGGUACUUCGUAACAUUUAUCGACGAGAACUCACACUUCAUCAUGGUGUACUUGCUGCGAAACAAGUCAGAAGUCGCAGGUAAGUUUGCUUCUUUUGUUGCUUACGCAGAGACUCAGACUGGUAAGGUCUUGAAAGCUCUUUGCUGCGAUAAUGGUGGCGAGUAUUCGUCUAGCAAAUAG